This is a messenger RNA of Dendrobium catenatum, 3859 nucleotides long. Its product is annotated as E3 ubiquitin-protein ligase RKP. The record is from RefSeq and is a predicted model, not a curated record. Gene Ontology annotation, cellular component: cytoplasm. Gene Ontology annotation, molecular function: ubiquitin-protein transferase activity; protein binding. NCBI's taxonomy places the organism in Eukaryota, Viridiplantae, Streptophyta, Magnoliopsida, Asparagales, Orchidaceae.
AAGGACACCUAGGAAAGCUGUCCUCCACACGUCCUAAUGCUACGUGCCAUCGAGCGCAUGGAGGUCAGCGUGGGGGAGCCCGCACGAUAGCUUCCGUCCCAAAUUAUUCGGAGAAUGGAAACGAACAUUCCGUUUAAUCUCGGCCUCAGCUCCCAUUAGCGCACAUACUUGCUUCACCGCCCCUUCUAGUUGAUGGCGCCUGCGAACCCUAAUUCGGCUCGGCCGCCACCCAAGAAAACGGACGGAAAACCCUAAAAUAAGCUGAACAAUCUCAACCUUGAAGAUUCUGAGCUUGGGGGUCUGUAAUCGCUGGAAUCUAUAAAAUAUUGAUACCUUAUUCACGCGAAAAAUGGUGGAGGAAGGCAAGACGAGUAACGGGCUCUCGUCUGGGCUGGCCUCUAUAUUGUUGGAUGGUAAUCAAAAGGAAGUUCCGCAGAGGUCUCAUCUUGUCUCGUAUUUUGAUGAUCUUGGGAAUCAGUCUGUGGAACGGACUAUUGAAUACAUACUGGAUCUUCCUCACAAGUCCAUUCGUCCAACUUCUGGAUUAGUUGAUGUUGGUUUCAUUCGCACUCUACUCAGCAAGCGAUUACUGGGAUUGGGAGUAGGCAGGAACAUGGAUUUUAUUUACAGGGAUGGGAUUUUUAUUUUUGACUGUGGUUUUGGUUCUAAUACUGUUGCUAUAGAUAGGGCAAGUGUCUGUGGGGAAAUUAGAAAUAUCAGGAAGCCUUUACUUAUUGAAAGUUUAGCAGUAUUCAGCAGCGCUCGAGCCAAUGCAUGUGUGUGGAAGGGGAAGUGGAUGUAUGAAGUCACAUUGGAAACUUCCGGAGUUCAACAACUUGGAUGGGCCACUGUUUCCUGUCCCUUCACUGAUCGCAAAGGAGUUGGAGAUGCUGAAGAUUCAUAUGCUUUUGAUGGAAGGAGGGUUACCAAAUGGAACAAGUACUCAAAAGCAUAUGGUCAGUCAUGGGUUGUUGGCGAUGUGAUAGGGUGCUGCAUUGACUUGAACAAAGAUAUGAUUUCCUUCUACAGGAACGGAGCGCCUUUAGGGGUGGCUUUUGAUGGGAUCCGGAAAAUGGGGCCUACGAUUGGUUAUUACCCAGCUUUUUCUCUUUCGGAAGGUGAAAGUUGCGAGUUGAACUUCGGUUCCCGGCCGUUUAAGUACCCUGUUGAUGGCUUUCAUCCCAUUCAGGCUCCACCAAGUUCUGGAACUGCUUCACUUUAUUUGCUUCAAUGCUUAUCUAGGUUAUUGGAGGUGCAGCGUAUGGAUAAAUCUAAUUCAGCAUAUUUUGAGAAACUGAGAAGAUUGAAGAGGUUUGCUCCUCUUGAAGAGCUAUAUUUCCCGAUCUCCCAUGGCAUUUGCGAGGAACUCUUUGCUAUGAUUCACCUGAAUCACAGUUGCAGCGAAUAUAUUUCAUGGGCUGCACUUUUGCCUUUCAUGUUAGAAGUAUUUGGAUCUCAGGGGCCUCAUGAUUAUGCUUGCUUGGAUCAGAUUAUUGGACUAUUCUUUGAGUUUCAUGGACAUCUUUCAUUAUUUCAGCAUCUCAUCAUGGCUCUUUCCUUCAACUGCAAGACUGCCCAACUUGUUCUAGUGGAUUGUCCUUAUUCUGGAUCCUACCCUUACUUAGCUUUGGCUUGCCAUAUGCUCAAGCGUGAGGACAUGAUGAAUUUGUGGUGGCAGUCACCUGAUUUUGAAUCAUCAUUGGAAGGCUUUUUGUCAAUAAAGAGUCCAAACAAGCAGGAUCUUUAUUUAUUGAUACCAUCUGUAUGGUGGCCUGGGUCAUCAGAUGAUAUUGGUUCUGAAAGUAGUAUGAUUCUGACAGCAACAGCAUUGUCUGGAGCAGUUAGCAAGAUAGAGGAGAUGCACCGAGAACUUUGUUGCAUGAUUAUGCGAUUCAUACCUCCAACAACUAGUCAAUUACCCGGAUCUGUGUUUAGAACAUUUCUACAAAACUUGAUAUUGAAAGUCAGGGGAUCAGAAAAUAAGAUGUCUCCUUCUGAUGCUUCGAGUAAUUCUACGCUUGUUUCUUUGUACACGGUGAUCCUUUAUUUCUUAUCUGAAGGUUUUUCCAUGGAUGGCAUAUAUGACUUGAUGGGCUCCACUGCAAAUGCUGAAGUUGGGGGAGGUUUUUUGCAUAGGGGGGGAAAGAGAAAUUUCCCAGUGGGGUUGUUUCUAAAUGCUGAUACACAUCGAGGUUGGAUCUCUAGGGUUGGAGGCUCAACUAACCAUUUGUUAAAGUCCCAUCCCUUUGAUGAUGAGGAAAAAGUUAUUUGGUGGGAUGAAGGGUGUAUGGAUGACGAUGAUACAAGAAUAACACAUUCUACUAGGCAAAAGCCUUGUUGUUGUUCAUCAUCUGAAGUUGAUAUAUUUAGAGGAACAAAAGAUAAUGCUAAAUGUUUAGGUAGAAGUUCAAAGGGUCCCUGUACUUCUAUUUCAGAGGGGUCUGUUACUGCAGAAUGUGCUGCAGGCAGCUUGAAUGAUGCUAUUGUGGACAAACCUAGUUCAAGUGGCCGACCAGAGUCAGAUUUUGGGUACCAAACCUUACAGCAUAUUGGGAAUGAAUUGGUGGUCAAUGCUUCAUCUUUAGAUGUUCUACGAGAGGAGGAGUUGCUUGAUAUCAUGCUAUUUUUAUAUCAUUUGGGUGUUGCUCCUAAAUUUAGGCAGGCCUUCUACUACAUGUCUCAUCAGUCACAUUCAAUGGCUCUUUUAGAUGACACGGACAAACAAAUUAGAGAAAAAUCUUGCAUCGAACAUUUGAAGAGAUUAAAAGAAGCUCGAAAAAGUUAUCAUGAAGAGCUAAUUGAUUGUGUUAGACAAUGUACAUGGUAUCGGAUUUCUCUUUUUUCUCGGUGGAAGCAAAGGGGAAUGUAUGCGACAUGCAUGUGGGUAGUGGAAAUGCUUUUGGUUCUCAGCAAUACUGGAUCCAUCUUCCUUUAUAUUCCGGAAUUUUAUCUGGAAUCACUGGUUGACUGUUUUCAUGCACUGAGAAAGAGUGAUCCUCCAUAUGUUUCUUCUGCAAUUUUUAUCAAGCAAGGGCUUGCUUCUUUUGUUACUUUUGUUGUCAAACACUUCAAUGAUCCACGCAUAUUGAGUGCCGAUGUAAAAGAUCUUCUCCUCCAAUCCAUAUCGGUGUUAGUGCAGUGCAAUGACUUCAUGCUUGCCUUUGAGUCUAACAAAGAAGCCGUGACGAGCAUGCCAAGGGCGUUGCUUCUGGCUUUUGAUAGCAGAUCUUGGAUUCCUGUAACCAAUAUACUUCUUCGGUUGUGUAAGGGUUCUGGAUUUGGUUCCUCAAAGCAUGCAGAGUCAUCUUCAGUUCUUUUCCAGGUAUUACUCCGAGCAGUCGGCGUCAAUGAUGAAGGAUUAUUCUUUCAAUUUCUUAAUCGACUUUUCAACACUCUUAGCUGGACUAUGACUGAAUUUUCCGUUUCAAUUCGAGAGAUGCAAGAAAGCUAUCAGAUUGGAGACUUGCAGCAAAGAAAAUGCGCCGUUGUUUUUGAACUCUCAUGCAAUCUUGCAAGAGUGUUAGAGUUCUAUACUAGGGAGAUUCCUCAAGCAUUCAUUCAAGGACCUGACAUGAAUCUUAGAAGGCUAACGGAGUUGAUCAUUUUUAUCUUGAACUAUAUGACUUCAGUUGCUGAUACUGAGUUUUUUGACAACUCUCUUAGGCGACCUGGUCAAUAUAAUGAGAAGACAAAUCGGUCUAUGAUAAUGGCUCCGCUUGUUGGAAUUAUCCUCAACCUAAUGGAUCCAACUGCAGAGUCAAAUCAUGGAGAAACGAUUGAUAUUAUUGGAGUUUUUGCAAGCAUGGACUGCCCUCUAACAGUCCAUUGUGGAUUCCAGUACCUGCUUAGUUAUAAUUGG